Parasteatoda tepidariorum (common house spider) is the source of this 7737-nucleotide messenger RNA. The record is from RefSeq and is a predicted model, not a curated record. Lineage: Eukaryota; Metazoa; Arthropoda; Arachnida; Araneae; Theridiidae.
AGGAGAACUGCUGAAAUACAGAGGCUCCAAAUAUCCCAGAUCUAGAAAAUUUGUACCUCCUUAUAACUCAGGUUCAUAAUUAUGAUGAAUAGCAAAAAAUUGGAAAUCGACCCUCAAGUGCAGCAAUUAUUGAACUUGUUAAUGAAAUCAGAGAAUGCAGUAACUGACCAUUUUUCUCAGUAUGAUGAAGAAAAGAAAAUACGUAUAUACUUAAAAAUUUUAAUAGCAAUAAAAAAUGCUAUUGAAGCCAAUGAGGAAGUAAAAUUUCAAAGAUUAUCGACCUCCUUGUCAUUGUUGAGUAAAGGGGCCAGUUCUCCAAAUUUAAAUUCUUCCUUUAAUUGCGAUGACAAUCCAUUUAAAAUGUCUAAUGUGAUUAUAAUGACUUGUAAAUAUAACCGAUUAGAAAUCUUGAACCACAUAUUUAGUGAAGAUUCAAUGAUUAUCAGUGAUCUUUCUUCAAAAAUUGGAAGAGAAUAUCCUUUGCCUGCCGAUAAUGACGAAGAAGAUCACAAUGCCUUUUAUUAUGCAAUACGUUCAGGAAAUAUCCGACUUUUGGAAGUUUUAAUGAAGAAGUGGCCAUCGGACUAUUUUUCUUCACACACUGAAGAAUUGUGUUCUCUCCUAUCAAGGAGCUUAAAUGAAUUGAACUUAAAAAAUGUAGAUGUAUCAAUUGAAAUGGAGAUGUUUAUAAACAGUUUCUUACUUGAUUACUAUUUAGAAAAAAACCCUCCAUCUGACUCAAAUGUUUAUUCUCACGAUGAUAUCGAAGAAAAACUAUCACUAAUAUUAGAGUACAUUGAUUUAUUUAGAACAAAGAGUGAAUUUAAAGAUCUGAUGAUCUUUUCAGCAAAACAACUUGCCGUGAAUAUAAUGAUUUUGAAAAAAAGACUGAAAUCUACUUAUGACAGAAUACCUUGGGAAGAAAUGGAACUUCAUUUAGUUUCGAUCAUCCGAUAUCUGAAUAACCAGGGGAGUUAUAUAAACUGCUGUGUAACAAUGGCAGACUUCGUAAAAUACCUCGGUAUUUUUUCACAAUGCAUACUGAAUGAAACCAAAGAAAUCGAGCAAGUGGAUAUAAAAAAGCUAUGUGAGCUUCCUGAAAAAUUAAAACGAGGAGAUGUAGUAAGCCGUAUCACCUCUAAAUAUCCAGACUUUAAAGAAUUUUACCAAAAUUACGACUUAAUACGCGAUUAUGAGUCUCUUAAUAUUAUUAAAAAAUAUGUCGAUAUAGUAACGGAAGUCAACUCUCAAGAAAAGAGUGGGAAGACUGUAAUUGUGAGGGCACUGCAAGUCAUAGGAGAGAAUUUAAAAAAUUCACUGGAAUCGCCUAAACUUUCUUCUGCUUCAAACGAUUUCUUGAUGUUGUUUAUGCCAAAUCAGACUAAUACUAUUUUGAAAACUUUGAGAGAUUCGUUUUCUCACGGAUUUCCCUUAUCUACCUGCCAAGAAAUUGAAGAAGUUUUCGGAUCUGAUUUUUACUCAUUAGUUCAAAAUGACGUGAAGAGUUUAAUCCAUGGCAUCACUUCAGUACUUCAGAAAAUAAAGUUUAAAACUCUCAGAACUCUAUUGGAAAGAAUUUGCAAUUGCGAAGACAUUGAUUCAUUCAAAGACAUUUCCUGUAUGAUUCGACUUAUUAAUCUUAAAGAUGACCUAACAGAUAUAAAUAAUGCUAUAGCAGGCAACAAUGAUAUAAUUACAGUAGAAAAACUCGUGUCCGGUUUGAAUGAAAUUAUGAAGGAAAAAACACCUAUUGAAGAGAGUAACUUUAAGAAAAUAGCAGAUAUUAUUAAUUUUGAGAAGGGUAAGUUGAAAAACUUCGGAAUAAAAUUUGAUACAACCCUUGCUCUGUUAAUUUAUGCACGCGUUCCUGAGUGUAAAAUGGAUAGUUUCUUCAUUUCCGAGAGAAAAAAGUUUAUAAGGCAGAAGCUGAACUACGUGAAUCCUGAUAAUAUGUCACGAAGCUUAACAAGAAUUGGAAUACUAGCACAUGAAAUAGCAAGGAAUGCGAAAGUAGAUGAACAGAAUAUUUUUAACUUCUAUUCCAUAAUUUUCAAAAUUUUCUACAUUACUGAAUGUCAAGGGCAUGAAAUUAAACACCUUAAGAAACUCAAGAAAAGUUAUGAAAAAACUGUAAAAAUCACAAAUGAGAAAAUUAGAAGCAUAAAAAAGUCGUCAACUACCUGUUAUCAAGAUAUCUUAUACGAUGAUAUUAUUGCUUUAAAGAAAAUUGUAAGCGAUCACAAUUUCUCAGAAAAAAAUGUUGUUUCAUUUCAACUCUAUCAGAAUAAUAAAAAAGUGCAAGUAGAAAUUGAAAUGCUUAUAAUGUCUAUUUUAUCUAGCUUAGAGCAUUCCAACCUUUAUUUAAUAGCGAGUCAGCUGUCUAACGAAGAAGAUAAUCCUUUAUUGGUUGGAAGAUAUCUAAGGAAUUAUCUAGCUCAUGGUAAUCCUGUAGUAGACAUUUUGAUGGAUUCAACUCAGUUAAUAUUUUUAUAUGCUUUAAAAAUUAUUAAACAUGAUAUUUAUCGAAAAGAAAAUUUCAUGAUUAAACGCCUGAAGACUAUAUUAAAAGCAAAGUCCAUUGUUGAAAAUCAAGAGAGAUUGUUUGGCGCUUUGACUAGAAAUUCCACAGACGAUGUGAUACACUGGAUAACAGAAGGGGCUGAUAUCUAUGGAAGAGACCACGACUUGAUGACAUCGUUACAUUUUGCUUCAAAAUCAUCUAACAUUGAUAAUAUAAAACUCUUAAUUGGCCGUGGUUUGAAUCCAAAAGUCAAAGAUUUUUAUGACAGAAAUAUUCUCCACGUAGCUGCUGCAGGAUGCAAAGAAAUGGCAAGUUACAUUAUAGAAGAGCUAAGAAUAUCAGUUGAUGAAAAGUGUAAAGGAGAUCAGACAGCCCUCCACAUUGCAGCAGAAAAUGGCUGUGUUGAUGUCGUAAAAACAUUGCUUCAGAACAAGACUGCAGUAAAUAUCAAGAGUCUAUUACCUAGGACUCCACUGCACAAUGCUGUGAUCAAUAAUAAAGUAAACGUUGUUGAACUGUUUCUGGAAAAUAUGGAAGAUAUAAAUUUGAUCAGAAAUCCAGAGGGGUUUAAUUUAUUGCAUUUUUCUGCUGAGAUGGGUCACUUGGAUAUGACUUUUUAUUUACUUCAAAAAGGAGCUUAUGUUAAUUCUGCAUCUGAUAGAUUGCUCUCACCAUUGCAUCUAUCUUCUUAUGCAGGUCAUACUGAAAUAGUCAAAACAUUGCUUUCAAAAGGGGCAAACGUAAAUGCGAAGGAUUCAUUUAAUUACACUCCACUUCAUUUCGCUGCAGUAAAUGGUCACGCAUCCACUGCUGAGGUUUUAAUUGCAUAUGGUGCAGAUAUAUAUUCUUCAGGUCAUGAAGACCUUUUACCUUUGCAUUUAGCCAUUGUGAAAGGACAUAUUAGCGUAAUAAACACUUUUGUAAAACACGGUGUAAGUAUUAAAGAUGUCACAAUAAGAGGUGCUUCUGUACUUGAGUAUGCAAUUCCCCACACAAAUUUAGAUUUGAUAAAUUUUUUAAUCGAUAAUGAUGCCCCUGUUAAUGUGAAAGAUGUUAAUGGCAGAAAUCUUCUUCAUCUAAGUAUAAAACACGGAUCAAUAGAUUUAUUACUGCGAUUAAUUGAAAGAGGAGUUGAUAUUAAUGCAGUAGAUAAAAACGGUUUCACACCUUUGAGUCUCUCCAUCGGACUGGGAUACUUCGAUAUGGCUAAAAAACUCUUAUCCAAAAAAGCUGAUAUUGAUUCUGUUGAUAAACGUAGACAAAAUUUAUUACACAUGUGCGCUACAAAUUUAGAAUAUUGGAAUUCAGUUAGCAGUGGUUACAAUUUAAUUAAUGAAGAAAAACACAAUGUUUCAUUUCCUAACUCGAGUGGGCUUGAAGUAUUUAAAAUACUUGUUAACUUGGGAAUUAACAUUGAAAUGAAAAAUAUCUAUGGCCAUACUCCAUUGCACAUUGCCUGCAUGUUCAAUAACCUCCCAAUAGUGCAAUAUUUAACUGAUAAUUCAGCCAACCUUAACAUUCCUGAUAAAAUUGGGUUUUCACCUUUGCAUUACGCUGUUGACAGUAAUAAUCUUGAGCUUGUUAAAAUACUUUUCGCAAGUGGAAAAUGUUCAUUAAAUUCUAUGACUUCUGAAGGCGAUACUGCAUUGUGCUUAGCUUCCAAGAGCAAUUACGCUGAAAUAACUGAGUUUUUGAUCAAAAAUAAAGCUGAUGUGAAUGACGGUGAUCCACUUUAUAAAGCUCUCGUGCAGGGAAGUCAGGAUACGUGCAUAAUUCUUCUGCAAAAUAAAUUUAUAGAUAUCGAGAAACAGUUUAAAGAUAAGGGUGAAACUCUUCUACAAACAGCUUCACUCAAAGGCUUAGAACGAUUGGUGUCCUGCUUUUUAGAUAAAAAGAGACUUUCAAAAUCAGUUAACAUAAACGAGUCCUUGUUUUCAGCAAUCCAGUAUGGAUACGUGGAUAUUGUAAUCCUUCUGUUAAAUCACGGAGCUGAUGUUAACAUUGUUUUUGAAAAUCAUAUUACCCCAUUGCUCUUAGCAGCAUCACUCGGUCAUUCUAAAAUCAUGCAAGUAUUGUUAGACAGAGGUGCGGACUUUAAUAAAUUAGAUUUAGAAGGUAGAAGUUCAAUUGAAUUGGCUAUCAUGCAUGGUCAUUUGGACUCAGUAAAAUUAUUUCUACAGAAUGAGACUGUGGAUGUAAAUGAAAAAAUAAAUGGCGAUUAUACUCUGUUGCACAUUGCCGUGCAAUGUGGAAAUCUAGACGUAGUAAAGUUUCUUAUGAACGAAAAUGCCUCAUUAAAUGUUGCUAACGAAAUCGGUUCAAAACCUGUUCACGUAGCAGUUCAAGCUGGACAUUUACAUAUUGUUAAGCACUUCCUCCAGUGUGAUGAAAAAUUGUUAACAGAGCGUGGAUGUUCAAACAACACACUUUUACACUAUGCAGCUCAAGCAGGCGAAACAGAAAUUGCAAAAUAUUUGAUUGAAAAAGGAGCAGAUGUCAACGAAUCUGGAGAUGAUGGAGUAAGGCCUAUCCAUUUAGCUUCAAAGUUUGGCUUUGAGGAAGUACUAAAAGUACUGCUGAACAAUGGCGCCAUUUACGAUUGCAAUCUUGAUGCCUUUCCAAUGACACCACUACUUUUUACUCAUAAGGAAGGUGUUAGAAAAAUAUUAAUGCUGACAAAAGAAAUUUUUGACUCAGUUAAAAGCAACAAUGUUACGAAGGUAAAAUCGCUAAUUGAUAAAGGAGCUUGCAUCAAUGCGAAAGACUCAGGAAAUGCCACCCUUUUGCAUUAUGCUGCAUGGAAAGGGUUGGUGGAUAUUAUUCAAAUUCUGUUGCAAAACAAAGCAAAUCCUAAUAUAGUUGGAAAAAAUAAUUCCACUCCUUUGCAUUAUGCGUCGAAGUCUGGGAAUAUUAAGGUCGUAAAAAUUCUAUUAGAAAAUGGAGCCACAUAUAACGCGAUGUCAACAGCUGGGAAAACUCCUCUUGAUCUAGCUUCAAGCAAAGACAUUAUCGAUUUAUUAAAACUAAUCGAUACUUCUUUUAAAAAUGUACAGAAUCGUAAUACUCAGGUUUUAGGUGUUCUAGAAAAAUUUAAGAAGUCUGAAGAGUUAAGGUCAGUGGUGUGUGCAAAAAAUACAGAAGGAAAAACUCUAAUAGCUUGGGCUAUUUAUAAUGAUUUUCCUGAUUUAAAUCAGCUUAAGCGUAUAUUUCUAAAUGAAUCUGAAUCCUACAGGCAAAUUUUUAAUCAAUUAUUUAGGAAUGAAGAUUGCGACGCAGCUCUAAACAUUCAAUCGAAUUUACAGCAGAAAAAUUCAGAAAUGUUUGGCUUAGAUAAUCCCUUUACAUUAGAAACCAAAGAAAUUUCAGCGAUAAUACUGUAUAAGCAGCAAAAGUAUUUACAAGCACUAGCUAUUUUUCAGGAAAUGUUGCAAAAAAAGAAGAAAUUGUUUGGACUAAAUAAUAGUGGAACACAGAAAACACGAUUUUAUAUAGGCUCUAUUUUGCAUAGCUUAGGUAAAAGUAUAGAAGCGAUAAAUAUUUUAGAAGACGUUUACUCGCAACAAAGUAAACUUUUGGGAUUCGACCAUUUUGAGACUUUGAUUACUUUAUGUAGUUUGCCAGAAGUUUUGAACGCACUUAAGCGGCAUGAUGAUGCACUGAAUAAAAAUAACAUUGCGUUUAAAAAGUUUCUCGAAAUGUUUGGGUCAGACAAUCCUAUAACUAUUCACUCCCAAGAAAAUCUUGCGAAUACUUUAACUCACUUGGGCAAAUACGAAGAAGCAUUGUCCAACUAUAAAUGUGUUUACGAAUACAAAAAGAGAGGAUUAGGGCAUCAUCAUUCAGCCACUCUGAUGUCCCUUCAUAAUAUUAAAUAUACAUCAUGCCUUCAUAAUUUAUCUGAUAAAACACUCAAUGACUUGCGAGAAGUUUUACAUAUCCAGGAGAAAGUUUUAGGUCCUAAACAUGAGUUUACAUUGAAAGCUGAAACCAAUUUAGGAGCAUUAUUGUUCAGAAGCGGUAAAAUUAGCGAGGGUUUCAAAAUUCUUAAAGAGAAUAUUGAGAAACAAAGAGCUGUGUUUGGUGUUAAUAACCCAAAAGUUUUGAAAAUGGAACAAUUUUUAGAAAAAAUGAAUCAUGGCGUCGAUUUGUUCAAUUUACGAAAACCGUCGAAUCAUACUAAGCCUGAUCAAGAUCCGUCAUCUAAUGAAUCGCUUGCGAAAGACCUGUAUCAGUACAGAACUUUUGAUUCUGAAGGUAGAACUUUCAUUCAUUUUGCUGCAAGUGAAGGACAGAUGUCUUUAAUAAAUGAUGCAUUACAGAAUGGAUGCAAUGUUAUGCAUACAACCCACAAAGGAAAUACAGCUUUGCACAUUGCAUCGUCUAAAGGACAUUUUGAAAUUGCUGAAAAGCUCCUAAUGCAUGCGAAAGAAAAUAACUUCGAUCAAUUGUCUUCAUUCAUAAAUGCUAAAACAACAACUGGAGGAAAUUCUGCACUGCAUGCAGCUGGAAAUGUAGAGACAGUCAAGAUUUUGCUUAAGUACGGUGCCAUCUACAACAUGCGAAAUAAGGAGGGUAAAACACCAAAAGAUUACACUAAAGUAAAAGAAAUUUCUGAUUUUCUGCAACUUAUUGAUGAGUUUUUCACAGGUGCUUCGGUUGGAGACUGCAAAAUAAUUUCCAAACUGAAGAGCCUUGGACCUGAGGAAAAAUUAGCUGUUUCAAAUGCAAAAACUGAAGAGAACCUCACGUUACUCCAAGUGGGUGUGACCAAUGGAGACAGGAAAUUUAUUAAAGAAAUUGAGAUUUGUUUUAAAAUCUAAAAUUAUCUAAACACAAAGUUUUUUUUCAAUAACUCUAUCAGGGUAUCAAUUAAAUCCAGGAUUCUUAAAUUUCAGUUCUGAUAUAUUCUAUUUUAAAUUACAAGCAGCUUUGCUGCGAGAUCUGUCAACCAAUUUUUGAAGAAAUUUACGUAAAUGGACAUUUAUGGCAAAAUAAUAACAUACAUAUGUGCUUACUGAGAUUUGUUCAUUAAAUUAAAACAUGUUUACAUUGGUAAUUGAAAAAUACUUGAUUAAAUUGUGUAUUAAUUGUUUUUCAUUACUUGUUAGCAACUUUUAAUAGUUUGAUUUGCAGGUUUUGCACUAAUUUUUUCACAAGUGUUUUGCAAAGUGAGAAUUACAUAUUUUAUUAUCAUUUUUCUCAACACUUAGAAACGU